AUGCGUCGCAGAAUUCUUCUUCCCCAGAGCGCGGCUCGACCCCUCAUCUGGGGCAGCAGAUCCCUGUCCGUGACCUCUCGCGCGUCAGUCGCGUCGAUAUCAGCCUCGAAGCAGCGCGUCCAGGACUCCAAUGCGCUCGUGGAGGAGGAGAGAUACCAAUUCUACGACCCAAAGAUCUUCUACCCAGCCCGCAUUGGCGAGAAGCUUGGUGGGAAGUACCGAUUGGUCUCCAAGCUGGGCUGGGGAACUACUUCGACCGUCUGGCUGGCGAGGGAAACGAAGCGAGGCUGGUUCUUUCAGUCACACCAAUACGUCGCAUUGAAGAUUGCCAAUUCGUCCGAAAUUGCACGCCAGAACGCCAAUCAAGAGCUUGAGGUUUCGACACACGUUCUGACGGCAUCAACAUCUCAUCCUGGCCGCCAACUCAUCCGCCCAGUAAUUGAUUCGUUCGAGAUCCAAGGGACCAACAAGGCCAAGCAUCUCUGCUUGGUAUUCGAGGCCCUUCGCCAGCCACUCUCGUCUGUCGGCAGGCAACUAGGCCACAAUGGGCGCCUACCUCCUCGUGUGUUGAGGACAAUCGUGCCUAGCAUUCUCAAAUCUUUGGAUUUUCUGCAUACAGAAUGCCGAACUAUCCAUACAGACUUGAAAAGCGACCACUUCAUGAUCCCAUUCGAGGAUCCGUCAAUUAUAGACGACUAUCUCCAGCAACAAAAGAAGACACCCCCGAUGCUGAAAGAGAGCCAGGGUCGCCCUAUUUACGAGACUCGUCACGAGUUCGGGCGGCUGAAGAGAGGCAUCCAGAUCGCCAAGCUUACAGACUUUGGAUUGGCAGUGUGUGAUCAAAAGCCGGGAAGUCUUCAUUUCCACAAUAUCCAGCCUCUCGAAUACACCGCUCCCGAAGUUUUGUUCAAGGCCGGGUGGACUUACUCGGCCGACAUUUGGAAUCUCGGCCUGGUACUGUGGGAAUUGGUUUCUAAUACCAGUCUUCUGGAUGGUCGCGGGAUUGGACAACCCGAAUUCUCCCACUUUACCCGCUACGCUCAGAUGAUCCGUCUACUUGGGCCACCACCUGCUCAAUUACUGGAUAGAGUCGAUAAAGAGACCUACAAUCGCUUUUACGAUGAAAGAGGCAAGUAUCCCGAAUUGAUUCCGGGGAAGAGCUUCAACUUACACAAACUCACCCCAAUAGUGAAUGAGAGUGAUAAAGCCAAGUUCAUCAGCUUUGUACGCCGAAUGCUAGUCUGGCUACCCGAGGAGAGACCGACAGCUGCAGAACUUCUCAGUGAUCCUUGGCUAGAAGAGGAAGCGGGUAAACCAAUAGAUCCAAUUUUGAAUCUUUGA
Molecule: messenger RNA, 1341 nt
Organism: Clonostachys rhizophaga
Lineage: Eukaryota; Fungi; Ascomycota; Sordariomycetes; Hypocreales; Bionectriaceae
Source: the annotation of a GenBank genome assembly